Hyposmocoma kahamanoa is the source of this 2109-nucleotide messenger RNA. RefSeq names its product probable ATP-dependent RNA helicase DDX56 (gene Hlc). Gene Ontology annotation, cellular component: nucleolus. The transcript is spliced from 11 exons. The coding region runs from base 75 to 1772 and encodes 565 amino acids. The record is from RefSeq and is a predicted model, not a curated record. Gene Ontology annotation, molecular function: ATP binding; RNA helicase activity; nucleic acid binding. NCBI's taxonomy places the organism in Eukaryota, Metazoa, Arthropoda, Insecta, Lepidoptera, Cosmopterigidae.
CUAAACAAGGAAUAAAGUUUUAUUACUAACAAAAGUUAACAUUUUUGUUUAAAAGUAGUUAGUGAAGUGUAAACAUGGGCGAAGAAAAAAAGGUUAUGUUUCACGAGAUGGAGCUAGAUGAUCGCGUUUUAAAGGCUGUUUCUCAGCUUGGGUGGCCAGAACCUACGUUGAUCCAGGAAACUGCUAUUCCUCUACUUUUGGAAGGUAAAGAUGUCCUGAUGAGGGCUAGAACUGGUUCAGGGAAGACUGCUGCGUUUACAAUACCUGUUAUACAGAAGUUAUUGAACUUAAAGAACACUAGUGCACAUCAGUGUGUAAGAGCCCUGAUCUUGUCACCUAGCAAGGAGUUGUGUGGUCAAAUAACAACCGUAAUAGGAGAUCUAACAAUAAAAUGUGCCCGUGAAGUCCGCUGCAUAGACAUAUCAUCAAAUGGAGACAUGCAGACACAAAAGGCUCUUCUCCUAGACAAACCAGAUAUUGUUGUUGCAACUCCUUCAAGGGCAUUGGCCCAUUUAAAAGCGGGCAACAUGCGAUUGAAGCAGGAUUUGGCUGUAUUGGUUGUUGACGAGGCAGAUUUAAUAUUCUCCUUUGGUUAUGAAGGGGAGAUUAAAGAGUUAUUAGGUCAUCUCCCAAAAAUUUAUCAAGCAGUGUUAGCAUCAGCAACACUAUCAGAUGAUGUUUUAAGUCUGAAGAAGAUUGUACUCCGUAAUCCAGUGACAUUGAAACUGGAGGAACCAGAACUGGCUCCAUCGUCACAGUUGCAGCAUUACCACUUGUUUGCAGAAGAGGAUGAUAAAGCAGCUAUACUAUAUGCCUUGUUGAAGUUGAACUUAAUCAGAGGGAAGAGUAUUAUCUUUGUUCGGACAGUUGAUCGGUGUUAUAAAUUGAAACUUUACCUAGAGCAGUUCAAAAUCAGCUCCUGUGUGCUUAACUCAGAACUCCCUGCAGCCGUGAGAUGUAUUUCUGUAGACCAAUUCAACCGAGGCCGAUAUCAGAUAAUCAUAGCAUCUGAUGAGAAGGCGCUUGAAAAUCCUGAUGGGGGAUUACUGGGUGAUGAGGAGAUUGGAAAGAAAAGGAAAAAGAAGCAAGCAUCAAAACGUAAGAAAGAUAAAGAAUCGGGCGUGUCGAGAGGCAUAGAUUUCCAGCAUGUGGCCAAUGUGAUCAAUUUCGACUUCCCUCUCGACGUCAACUCAUACGUGCACAGAGCUGGACGCACGGCUAGAGGAAAUAAUCAGGGUUCGGUAUUGUCAUUUGUGUCAAUCCGAGAAAAACCGUUAAUGGACACAGUAGAAGAACAUUUAUCAAAAGGAUUCAAAGGACAGAAAGUAUUACAAAAAUACGAGUUUGCUUUAGAAGAAGUGGAAGGGUUCAGAUACAGAUCAAGAGACGCGUGGCGAGCUGUUACCAGGAUAGCGGUUAGAGAGGCUCGGCUUAAAGAGAUCAAACAGGAACUAAUCAAUUGCAAGAAGUUACAGGGUUACUUCGAAGAGAAUCCAAACGACUUAACAGCCCUACGUCGAGACAAGGCGCUUCACACUGUAAAGCUGCAAUCGCACUUGAGCCACGUGCCGGAGUACUUGCUGCCAGCAGCGCUCAGGAACGAAGAGGCAGUGGAUGAUGAGCAGGAGAAGGAAGCUCCCAUUGCCAAGAAGAAGAAGCAUAACAACUUUGGCAGCGCUAAGAGACAUAAAUAUCAGGCUCGUGCGAGCGACCCUCUCCGCAGUUUCAAAGUGAAAACCCUGAAAAAACCAACAGCAGAAGCCAACUCGUAACAUUUGUUAGUAUUCAUGAAGACCAUUUCAAGAUUCAUAUGUGAAGAAUUUGUAUACAUGAAGCUUGACCGGGAAAAUGGAAAUAUUAGAAAUAACUGUAGUUAACACUUAUCUAUAGUUAUGUGUAACAUUAAAAUCUGUGUGACUUUAUUACGACACUAUUGUUUUUCUUGUCAAGCCUUAUAAAGAGAUUCCUGUUUUUCUAUAAAGUUUUGUAAAUAAAACAUGGCUGACUAUGUGUUUUUGUUCACGCAGCCGUGCUUGCCAGACGCUCAGUCUACAGACUUCGGUUAGUACUGAACUCAUUGUUACAUUGUUGAAAUAAAUAAAAAACUAU